This is a messenger RNA of Mangifera indica (mango), 489 nucleotides long. RefSeq lists its product as uncharacterized. Bases 77 to 388 code for a protein of 103 amino acids. The record is from RefSeq and is a predicted model, not a curated record. The transcript has a single exon. Lineage: Eukaryota; Viridiplantae; Streptophyta; Magnoliopsida; Sapindales; Anacardiaceae.
UUCAUUGCAUAUUAUUAUAAAAUCCCUCCGGCUUGGAUUCACAACCCCAUUUGAGCUUGAAGAAGAAAGCUGUGCAAUGGAUAUCAACGAGAAGAAGCUGCUGCUGCCAAAACGAGCUGCUCUAAUGUCAAUAAUGCUGUGGCUGAUAGUUAUGUCGCCGGCUUUGGCGUGUCAAUCGAACCCAGGUGAUUGUAGAAACUGCGUGGUGGAUCAAAUGAAGUACGGUUGCCCAAAAUGUGUGCCGCUGAUUCGCUGCAUGGCGCGGUGCUUGUGGGGCGGCCGUUCCAAGGCCAAGUGCGUGAACAAGUGCGACUGCAAUGGUGGCGAACCAAGGCUUUCUGAUUGCAAGAAGUGCAUAUACAGAUGCAAAUGCAGCUGUGCGGCUUAGAAGAAGAUAAGUUGCCCACCAUCAAACUUUUAUGUGUACCUAUCAUAUACAUGUUUUCGGAUCCUAUGAAAUAUCGUUGUUCUGAUUUUGUACUCGAUUAA